Symbiodinium sp. CCMP2456 is the source of this 1788-nucleotide messenger RNA. The record is from the annotation of a GenBank genome assembly. Lineage: Eukaryota; Dinophyceae; Suessiales; Symbiodiniaceae.
AUGCCUCCCGGCAGCGGCCACCAGCUUUGCGGGGAUGCAAUGAUGCAACUCUCGCUGGACUUGUCCAGCACCUUCGAUCUUGUCAGCUGGGGGCUGCUUGACAAAGCAAUGACUGAGGCGGGAGUACCGACCGAGCUCUACAACGAGAUUUUGUCCUGGUACUAUCACAUCUGCUACACGGUUGAGCGCCUUGGUGAGAUUGUUGCGCAGCAGGGAUUGCGGCAAGGAUGUCAAUUAGCUCCCACUCUGUGGGCUAUGGCGGUAGGAUACAUCUGCAAGCACAUCCAGGAUGGCCAGACCCCCGGCACAAUGCAACGCUGGCUGCAGACCAACUCCACAACGUAUGCAGACGACAUACACCAUCGGGAUACGGCCACUACCACCCUUGGCCUGAUCGCUUCGGCCUGGCGCUCGAUGCUCUGGCACCGAGGCUCCUUUAUCAAGAAAUGGCGAAGGCGCCACUGCCUCCACACGUCUGAUGGAGACCAUCUGCUCUUCCGCACCCCGGGAGGCUGCCAACUCUUCCUGGCAACGUCUCAGGCUACUGUCUACCCGACCCUGAUGUACGGCCUGGCGGCAGUGCACCUGAGUCCCAAGGACAUCGGACGAGUGCAGGACACCACCGCACUGCAUCACAGGCUGCUACUUCUUGAUCAAAGCUCCGACAUUGUCGGGGCCCCAGACAUCGAGGAGGUUCGAGCACAGGCUGCCGCUCUCCAGGCCUCUACAGAGGCCCAAUGGACUGUUCCGGAGGAGCCAGAGGCGGGACUGCUGCCGCACACGUGCAUAGAAUGUGGACAGAGCUUCGCCGCCUUCGCCUCCUUCCGCCUGCUCCGCUCCCACGAGGCGAAACAGCACGGGAAACGCACGCCCAAGUGCGAUGACAAGCCCUUUGACAGGUUUGAGCAUGGCGCAGGCGGACUGCCCACAUGCAGACACUGCGGGUAUCGCUUCCGACAGUGGGAUAAUCUGAUUAAACAUAUCAAGAGGAAUCGCUGCCGGGUUCUGCGGGGACAACAGGCCGUCGCCUCAAAGGCGACCGAUCCCCCUGGCGCGGAGGCGACUCAGGAUGAGCUCGGCUUGCGUCACAUUGCCGAAUCGGCCGAGGAGGUACAAGAGGCCUUGAGCCAGGGCUCCUGGUUCACCUUGCCCCUCAAUGAGAAAGUCCAGUGCGGCACGAACAUGGCGCGGGCGGAGAUGGAUCUAGACGAUCAGGAGAAGCUCUUCUUUGGCCAAAUGGGCCCGCUCAAGAGGGAUCAAGCUCCGACCACCUGGAAUGUACCCGGCGGCUCGAAUGUGGGCAUACUCCAGUGGUUUCGACGAGGCUCUGGAACAACCAUGGGCACCGACACCAGAUCAGCGAUCGACAUGGUUGGAAGGCAGGACAUGACCAUGUACCUGUUUAUGAAGACAGGAGACGAAGGCAUGAUCCCGGUCCUAUGUCAGGCAGCGGACAAGUGGAGAACCAUCAGGGAGGAGACAGUCCUGAGAUGGAAUCCUGCCCAAGAAGCCCUGGAGGUCGAGCCCAAUCUUCGAGCGGUUACCACGGAUUGGGUUCAGUUCCAGAUUGCAGUAUCCCUGCGAGCGGACGGAGUGGUCGCUGCGCAGCUACACUUUGGUGAGAGCCCAAACUCGGGACCCUACAGAACAGUGCUCUAUGGACAAAAGGAGUUCGGAAGUGAGCGAUCAUGGGUUACGGAUGACAACAAAGCUGCGCAACUUGCCACGGAUGAUUACGCACAGAGCAGCUAUUUGCUCUGGCUUCGCCAGGUGAAUGCAGUGGAGUGA